ACGCAUUUUAAUCUUUAAACGGCCGUAUUGAAAAAAAGUUAGGAUACCGCCAAUAUUUUUAUAAAAAAAGUAAUAAUUGGUAUCAUUGGAGUAGUUUUAAGUUAAUGACUCCGUACACAGAUAAAGAUGUUUAUUCUAGUGACAUGUCGAGUUUAAUUUGUUGAUAGCGUAUGUUAUUUCGUUUCUGGCUGUUACAUUGGCAGUUUAUAGAUACGGUUUAUAAAUUAAUAUAUAUAUAUAUCUUUAUUAAUAUAAUGAAAUUUAAUAAUACAAACACCCAGAUUGGAAAUUGUCAAGAAAUCUCUAGUGCAAACACGUUAAAAAACACAACGGUAAAGUGUUCGAAAAUAAGGAAAUAUAUAAGCAAUAAAUGCAAUGAAGUUGUGUCUUUGAAGGAUAAGAACGUGUAUUUGGAUGUUUUGAAUUUAGCCAGCGCUAAGAGAGGCAUUACUAAGUUUUGUAAUAAAUUAUUUAAGAACAGGACCAAAGGAUAUGAUAAGUUGUUAACAGACGAGGAGAGGAGGUUAACAAAUAAUGUAGAUUAUAUAAGUGUGGUGGAAAGUGUAUAGAAAAUUACAUGUUUGCGGGCGGUUGGAUGACUAUACCGCAAGGGCUAACAAACUGUCCGCCAGGUUUGGAGUACCUGUCCUUGAUUGAUCAGCUACUGGUGCAUCAGAAGGUGGAACUGCUUGAGGCUUUUGUGGGCUUCGAAACCAAUAAUAAAUAUACGAUAAAAAACUCUCUAGGCCAAAAAGUUUACUAUGCUGUUGAAGACAAUGAUUGCUGCACGAGGAAUUGUUGUGGUCCAACGCGUCCUUUCGAUAUGAAGAUCAUGGACAACUUCAAGAAUGAGGUGAUCCAUCUCCAUCGCCCGCUUGCGUGUGACUCGUGCUUGUGCCCGUGCUGGUUGCAGACCAUGGAGGUGACGUCACCGCCUGGAACUGUUAUCGGCUCCAUAGAACAGCAGUGGUCAAUCUGCAAGCCCUGUUAUGACAUCAAGAACGCAGCCGGGGACGUCGUGUUGAAGAUCAAGGGACCGGUCUGUACCUUCUCCAUCUGCGGCGACAUCGAGUUCAAUGUGUAUUCAAGAGACGGUGAGACGAAGGUGGGUAAAAUAACUAAGCAGUGGUCCGGUCUGGCGCGGGAGGUCUUCACUGACAGCGACUACUUCGGCAUCACCUUCCCUAUGGACCUGGACGUUAAGAUAAAGGCUGUGCUGCUCGGAGCCUGCUUCCUCAUAGAUUUUAUGUUCUUCGAGAAAUCUGGAAAUAAUGAAUCCGAUCGUCCGGGAAUGUUGUAAGUCACACAACACUAUCGUCUCCGUUGAUGUAACAGCCCUUGAGUAUACUAACAGUAGGAAUCUCGUAAGUGAAAUAUUUAUUAGCAUUUACGAUAUAGGAGUAUUUUGUAUCUUUCUACUUUGUCUAUGCGACUCGGUUGUGGUUUUCGACGUACACGCCGCUAUGCUUCUGUGGCCUAGAACUAUUGUUUGCAUUUAAUAUAAUAAAUAUUUAUAUAUUAAAAUGUUUUAUGACUAAGUCACUUUUUGAUAAAUAUUAUUAUGUUACUCAAACAAUUUAUCCUUAGUAAUAAAAUUACAUUUAAUACAGGAACACAAAAUAUCUUUAAGUUUAUAUAAAUAAUACUGUUUUUUCUUUAAUAAGCUCUUAUGCAGAUUGUUUAUAUAUCAGUUAUUUUGUUAAGAUAGCUUUUUUUUUAUGUUAUACAUUUUUGUAAUAUUUUUAUGUAGUUCAGUCUGUCAAAGAAUACAUUUUAGUAUAGUUACAGUCGACAAUUAUGUUUUUAAUUAUUAUUUUUUUAUUUAAAUAGUAAGUGUAUCGGGAUUUGAAUACUUUUUUUUUUACAGAGACUUCUCCAAAAAAAAAUAA
Molecule: messenger RNA, 1889 nt
Organism: Danaus plexippus (monarch butterfly)
Lineage: Eukaryota; Metazoa; Arthropoda; Insecta; Lepidoptera; Nymphalidae
Gene: scramb1
Product: phospholipid scramblase 1-like
Exons: 5
Coding region: 578-1300 (240 amino acids)
Biological process (GO): plasma membrane phospholipid scrambling
Cellular component (GO): plasma membrane
Molecular function (GO): phospholipid scramblase activity
Source: RefSeq, a predicted model, not a curated record